UUUUUUUCGCUGACAUUAGUAGUUUUAUUUUCUGCUUUUCGAAAAGUGUGUGAAAACUUACGAAAGAAUUGAUCCGAGUUUUGCGAUUAUUGGUGAUUAAAAUAAAAUUCUUCAAAUAAGGAUGGCAUCGAUUUGUGGACGCAUGGCUGUACGCUCCGUUGCACGCCAAAAUAUUGCCUACACUCCAGUCCGUUUUUGCAAAAUGAUGAACGAUCCCGUGGAGCAUGCCACUGGUCUAGAGAAACGUGAACUUUUGGCAAAACUAGCUGGUAAUGAUAAUCCCUUCGAUAUGAAGGUGUUCAAGCGUGGCGCUGGUACCAAGGAAACUCCAAAUCUAAUUCCAUCAGCUUUUGAUGCACGUAUUGUUGGUUGCAUCUGUGAAGAAGAUCAAACAUAUGUACAAUGGAUGUGGUUGCAAAAAGGUACAUCAAAACGUUGUGAGUGCGGUCACUGGUUUAAACUAAUCGAAAAAGCACCAGUUUAAAAUUCUAUAUGGCAGAAACUUAUGUUCAUAAUACCAAUUAAAAAAUCAAAUAAUUUUAAAAAAUUGUGUGAAUAAAGGAUGUAAAUCGCAAAACAUAAGACACCUAACAUGCAGACACAAUAUUUAAUUGUUUUCUAGUUAAAUUCUUAACAUGCUAAAUGCUUAUUUUAAGCUAAAUAAACGAAACAUUACAGCAACAAUUAAUAAAAA
Teleopsis dalmanni is the source of this 694-nucleotide messenger RNA. Its product is annotated as cytochrome c oxidase subunit 5B, mitochondrial-like. Bases 122 to 484 code for a protein of 120 amino acids. NCBI's taxonomy places the organism in Eukaryota, Metazoa, Arthropoda, Insecta, Diptera, Diopsidae. Gene Ontology annotation, biological process: mitochondrial electron transport, cytochrome c to oxygen. Gene Ontology annotation, cellular component: mitochondrial envelope. The record is from RefSeq and is a predicted model, not a curated record. The transcript has 3 exons.